UGUUCUAUGUGGGAAAAUUUAUUUCUACAUAAAUUAGAUAAGUUUAAUGGAUAUGUUUCGACAUUAGAAGAGGCUCUAGACGUUAUAAAACACUUUGAAAUCACCACAACAUCGAAAUUUGCAUUGUGCAAGCAAUCGGAGAAGUUUGGAUGCACUGAAGAUCUGACGGCAAAGAAUCAUCGUGUUGUUUGGUCAGACACCCAGGAUGUUGCUGGGACAAGACUGGUGUUUGAUGGGUGCCCCUACAUGGUGUUAGGGAAAAGAAGACUUGAAUGCCAAAAUGGCCCCAACAGGCACAAAAAACGCAAAGAGAAACAAGAGGCAGAGAAGGUGUUAAAAACGUUUCCUCGUUCUCAGUAUAUAACUCACUUUGAGCUUCAUAGAAAUAUUCUCGGAAUUGUUGCAUUUAACAAUAUGUUUUACUUUGUUAGAACUAUAUAUACAGUCAAACAUCGUUAUCUCGAUGUUGAAGGGACUGGACCAACAUGCUCGAGAUAUCGGUAGCUUAAGAUAAACAACAGUUUCCUGAUAAAAAUUAUCCCA
Molecule: messenger RNA, 543 nt
Organism: Gigantopelta aegis
Lineage: Eukaryota; Metazoa; Mollusca; Gastropoda; Neomphalida; Peltospiridae
Exons: 2
Coding region: 7-504 (165 amino acids)
Molecular function (GO): DNA-binding transcription factor activity
Source: RefSeq, a predicted model, not a curated record